Molecule: messenger RNA, 373 nt
Organism: Pelobates cultripes (western spadefoot toad)
Lineage: Eukaryota; Metazoa; Chordata; Amphibia; Anura; Pelobatidae
Source: the annotation of a GenBank genome assembly
GUACACCACACGUAUCACCCCCGAACCAACAACACCACAAACAAGGAGGCACACACAAGAAGAACAACACCGCACUAACCACCCUGACCUGCCUGUCGAUUAACUGCAAGGGCCUGAACAACCCCGCCAAAAGGCACCAUUUAAUGCGUUGGGCAAACAGAUCGAAAGCGGACAUACUCCUCCUCCAGGAGACACACUUCACCCAAGCCAAACAAUUCCCUCUCCUGAGUCGACACUACCGAAUUAAUCACUUCGCUAGCUCCCCCCAAGACAUGCAAAAAAGCCAUAAUCAUCCAGAAAUCGUGCUCUCUCUCUAUCCAACGAACGAUAGCCGACCCACAAGGCCGAUACCUUACGGUAAUAGGCAAAAUAG